AUGGCCAUCAUAGCAGUGGCAGGUGGAACUGGUGGGAUUGGACGUGCCUUGGUUGAUGCCAUCACCAGUCGUGGCAAACAUGAAGUCAAGAUCCUCAGUCGAAAGGCAAACGAUUCCCUAGCGAAAGAAACCGGGGUUCCGGUCAUCGCAGUCGAUUAUUCCGAUGUCGAGGAACUGACGAAGGUGUUUGAAAAAAACAAGAUUGAUACUGUCAUCUCUGCGCUUUUCACGAUGCCCGUAGCAGGCGUCGCUCCGGAGGUUUGCCUAAUUCAGGCUGCUCAGGGAUCGAAAACGACGCGAAGAUUUAUCCCCAGCAACUGGGGAUUACCCCUUGACGCAAGUCACCAGGAAAUGGCACCCUCGGUGCCUAUGAAACUCCAAGCUAUUGCAGAGCUACAGAAAUCUGACCUAGAGUAUACCGUCUUUUACCCUGGGUUCCUUCUGGAUUACUAUACCGGUCCUUUGAUUAAGAGUUACAUGUCACCUCUGAUUGUCGUUAUUGACAUGGAGCAUAAUAUGGCUGCCAUUCCGGGCUCAGGUAACACGCCAAUCGCCUUCACCCAUUCACUUGAUAUUGGGAGGUAUGUCGAUGCGGCUCUAGAUCUAGAGAAGUGGGAUUCUUCAUACCGCAUCGUUGGGGAUAAGUCCACCUGGAACGACUUCGUAAAAUCUGCUCAAGCUGCAAAAGGUACGCCCUUCACGAUCGUUCAUGACAGCGUAGAAGAUCUCAAAAAUGGAAGGGUCACACUCCUUCCAGCAGUGGAUAAAUAUCUACAUCUUAUGUCCGUGCCUAACAAGGAAGUGCUAUCUCAAUUUCUUGGGACUUUUGGGCAGUUAUUUGCGGACGGCUCCUUCAACAUCAAGGAGGAGGGGGCACUCAACGAAAUGUUUCCAGAGAUUAAGCCUUUGACGAUCAAGGAGGCUGUGGAGGCUGCCGCAAAGUCGGCGUAG
Molecule: messenger RNA, 951 nt
Organism: Ilyonectria robusta
Lineage: Eukaryota; Fungi; Ascomycota; Sordariomycetes; Hypocreales; Nectriaceae
Exons: 4
Coding region: 1-951 (316 amino acids)
Source: RefSeq, a predicted model, not a curated record